AUGUUUGGUGAAAAUGUAAAAAUAAGAAUUUUUGAAGGACGUUGGUUAGCACGUGAUGGUGAAAUUAUGUGGAACAGUCGAAGACGAGAACAAGUUGUCACAUUACAAGAUCAUGUUAUUGAACAAAUGCCUACGUAUAUUCAAGAGGGCUUAUUUAAAAAUAUAAAUGAACGUGUCUGGCCUACUUCAAGAAAUAUUCCAAUUCGAGAAGUUGAAGAUAGAUUAUUCGAACUUAUUCAACCAUUUGUCAAAAGUGAAAUAAUUGAGUUAAUACCAGAAAAUUUACAUGAACAAAGUGAAUGUUUAAUUAAAGGUGAUUUUGAUCUAUUAUUAGGAGCUGAUGGAGCAGAAUCAUUUGUGAGAAAUUACUGCAAUAUUGGUGUCUUUGUUGAAGGAAUAGAAUAUGCUUGCGGUGUUGCAUACAACAUUCCGGAGCAGGUGGAACCAUCAGAUGAACCAUUACAUCAAGCUUUGAACUGUAUUUUAACAAUAUCCCAAACACGUUACUUAGUUAAUUCAUCGACAAGUCGUCAAGGUUUUUUAAAUAUUCGUCUGACAAAAGUUGAAUACGCUGAAUUAGAAAAAAGUUUAAAAUCAAUUCAAAUUAAUCACAAUGGAAUUCUUGAUCUUUAUAAUCUCGACCAAUGUCCUUAUUCGCCUAUAUGGACAAUAAUUCGACAGGGUUUAGCUUUUUUUCGAAUUGGACAAAAGUAUGUUAAACGUGUUCAACCAAUUGAAAUUAAAGUGAGACAUGCAGCAAUUGCCGUUAGAGAAUUAAAAUAUCAACAAGAAAAAAACUAUAAAACAGCUCUUGCCUUCUUAGCUGGAGAUUCGUUAAUGAAUGUUCAUUUCUGGCCAGGACGUGGUAUGAAUUCGGGAAUGAAAGCGGCUGUGGCUUUAGCAAGAAACAUUUUGACUGUAUGUACAAAUCCAACAAACAACCAAAUUCAAAUACAAACACCGUUAAAAUUCUUAGACUUUUUAACGUAUGAAGGAUUUAUGGCACGAUUACGUGCACGAGAACAACAAGGUCGCUCACUGCGAGUAUUAAACAAUCCAAUUGAUAGUGCUCUUGAACAAUCGUACAAUUCUCUACGAUCAAUGGAAUUUGAAGUAUAUAAAGAGCAAUUAGAAACAAAAUUAAGAGAAACGCGGAAUCGUUUAGAGAACCGUGAAGAUUGGCCACAUUCUCCCAAGCAUCAUGUGUCCGAUGAGGAUAUUCAUCGUGCAACAAAUCGUAUUAUUUAUACGGCCGUUCAAGAAUUAAAUUUAGCUAAUCCGUGGCCAACGAGAGAAAUGAGUGGUCAAGAAGUUCUUAUACAAGAUACAUAUCCGAACGAAACAAUUCACUAUUUUACAGUACCAACAAAAAUACUCGUACCUAAACCAUCAUUGAGCACACGAACAGCUAACAUUCAUCGACGAAUAAUUAUUUUAUGGAUAAAGACGGAGGCAAAACAUGAAUUAUUGAUUAAUUCAAUCGAAAAUUCCCCUAAGUUUUUGUCAACAGUACCUGCUUUCCGACGAAAUGAAUUACAUGUUGUAAGAUCAAUUACUGAAAUAACUCAAUGGCUAAAUGAUCGAAAAACUUUGGUCAAUUUACCAAUUACUCGAUUUAAAGUAAUAAUUGAUCAACAACCAACAUCUCUUGAGCUUGUAGAAUUAGUGAGAACGUAUGCAAAACAUGCACCAAUAUUAAUAUUUACUAAAGAAGAGGAAACAAUCACACUAGAUUUUCCCAAUAUUUUACUAACUCAUCUGGUGGUCGAUAUUUAUGAAUUUGUUGAACUUACUGUAGAUCCCCAGUGGAAAGAAGGGCUUUCCGCCGAGAAAUCUAUAAAUUAA
This is a messenger RNA of Didymodactylos carnosus, 1845 nucleotides long. Lineage: Eukaryota; Metazoa; Rotifera; Eurotatoria; Philodinida; Philodinidae. The record is from the annotation of a GenBank genome assembly.